Molecule: messenger RNA, 2295 nt
Organism: Mesocricetus auratus (golden hamster)
Lineage: Eukaryota; Metazoa; Chordata; Mammalia; Rodentia; Cricetidae
Gene: Nkx2-6
Product: NK2 homeobox 6
Exons: 2
Coding region: 1-834 (277 amino acids)
Biological process (GO): regulation of transcription by RNA polymerase II; cell differentiation
Cellular component (GO): nucleus
Molecular function (GO): DNA-binding transcription factor activity, RNA polymerase II-specific; RNA polymerase II cis-regulatory region sequence-specific DNA binding
Source: RefSeq, a predicted model, not a curated record
AUGCUGCUGAGCCCUGUCACCUCCACCCCCUUCUCCGUAGACGACAUCCUCAGGCUGGAGCAUGAGCAGAAUGACCCCAAGACUCCAUCACAAUGGGACUUGCAUAGGAACCCCGAAAAGCCUCAGUACCUAACAAUGGACCCGGAAUCCGGAGGGACAGGGAGCGGCGACAGGGCCCACGCUAGAUCAGACCCUCUUCGGUGCCCCUGGGAGACAGUCGUGGAGACGGAGCCAGAGACUCCUCCGCGCGCGAUCGCCCCGCUUGGAGCUGGGAACCCGAGGAUGGAGCGCGGUGUGGGCAACGGCAGCGACAAUGUACACCCGGAGUUCGCCAGGACGCGGCAGCGGCGGAAGCCCCGCGUGCUGUUCUCGCAGGCCCAAGUGCUGGCCCUGGAGCGGCGCUUCCGGCAGCAGCGGUACCUGUCUGCGCCCGAGCGCGAGCACCUGGCCAGCGCGCUGCAGCUCACGUCCACGCAGGUCAAGAUCUGGUUCCAAAACAGGCGCUACAAGUGCAAGAGGCAGCGCCAGGACCAAACCCUGGAACUGGCGGGCCACCAGCUAACACCGCGCCGAGUGGCAGUGCCCGUCCUAGUGCUGGACGGCAAGCCUUGUCUGGGUCCCGAAGCCCCCGUGUUCCCGGGUCCCUACACGCCCCAUUCUUGUUUCGGGGGCUACUCGGGCACUCCCUAUAGUGCUAGCUACGCAGGCCACUACACGGGCGCCGGCUCCGGGCCACUCCCACCCCUAGCCAGCUCUGGUUUCAGCCCAGGUAGCCCGAGUGCUGCCCCGCAGGGCCAUCUUCCCACCACGCUACAGGGAGUCACGGCCUGGUGAAUAGCCGGGGCUCAGCUACUCAGUUUGGUGCCUGGUGGAGUUGAGCUUCGCCAAGGGGAUGGAAAGCGGCGGUCGGCCUGGUACUGCCCACCUUACUGAUCUCAGGACUGAACUGCCCAGAGGAGCGGUCACCGGCUGGCUCUGAGAACAUUCUUUCCCUCGGAGAUAUAACCGCUAUUUGGCUGACCACCUAGAUGCUAUGCAGAGAAUAGUAUGAUGACUGACAAUUUGGAAACAGGUGACUCUGAGCCACAACCCCCUUAAAACAAUUGCAAGCAUUCUGGAGGCCUGGGUCAAGGCUGUCCUCACUCCAUCCCUUAAAGGAACAAGCGCACGGGUAGACGGGAUGCGGAGUUGAGAAAAUAGAAAUGUUACAUCGCCGCUGAAGAUGCCAGAAGACGAGCCUGGAAGCGCCCCAGAUAGGAUUUACAGUUUGUGCACCCUGAACCUCCCAGAAGAUCCGUUGGCAAGCACUUUCCCUAGCGGUGAUCUCACUUGCCGCUGAGGGACUCUGCUCUCAGCAACUGCGUUUUGUGCAGGGAACCGCUGGACGAGCAAAUGAGCUGUAAUGAGCUAACUAUAUUCGGUGGACGUGCCUGUUAUAGGCACCAGGACCCUGAUAGGUUCUCAGAGGGCAGGAAGGCCUACACCUGUAAUCCCAGCAUUCAGGAAACCCAAGCGGGAGGAUCGGGGAAUCCAAGGAACAACCUAGUCUACAUAAGGAGUCCUGUAUCCAAAGCAAAAUAAAAGGGGACAUUUUAAGUCCCCCGUCAGGAAAAUAGCCCUCUCCACCCCAGGUAAAUCUAAAAAGAUAGCAGAAACUUUAACUGUGGGAUCUUCAAAAUUGUGAAAACUUUACACUCCCCCAUCUUAAAUCAUCCGACUGGAAAACUGAAAAUGAACUCCAUUAAUGGGAGUACGGGGUCAAAUAGGAAUUUAGCUUUGGCAGGACAAACAGCAGGGUAUUAGGUAGGAAAAAUGUGAUGUCAGUUUUGUUGAACUUCAUUUGCAACUCUGAGAAUUCUCUAACCCUCAGCUGAAUUCUGUUGAACAGGUUCCCAUAUUUAACUAUAGGGGACUCCCUGCCAUUUUCCCUGGACAACAUGCUCCAGUGAGGGAGCGAGGAAGGGGCCGGUUUGAUCUUCUCUGAAAGAUGCUCAGUGGUUGGCAGCUUGCAUCGUUAAGAGUUAGAUGCCUAUUCUAGGGAAACCCAAGCCACUAUUCCUUUUUAAAAUCCACUACCAAUUUCUCUUUUUAACAUUUAUUCACUGGGGGAGGAAGGAGGUGCACGCCUUGCCAUGGUGAUGGCAGAGAGAGGACAAAGUGAAGCAGACCCUCUCCCCUUUUACCCUGUGGGUCUUCAGGCUUGACUUAGCACCUUUAUUCCCAGAAGCAGCUCUAUGGUUCAGUAUCACUUCCUCAUACUUUCCCUUUGUUCUCUUCCUCUUAUUUUUCAUUUCU